CUAUUUCGCUACUUUGCUCGGCACACCUCUUAUUACAUGUAAUUGUCCGAGGUGAGCCGAGUACGCACUUAGCUAACAGCGAAGUCCGUCACGAUACUCGCCAAACUCGGAUAUUGCUAUCUUGUAAUAUAGCCUGGAAUAAUGAGACUAUCCAGAAACUAGUUACCAUCCAGUCUGAUCCGGUCCUAUUCUAGUCACCAUCCAGUCUGAUCCGGUCCUAUUCUAGUCACCAUCCAGUUUGAUCCGGCCAUGUUAAACAGGACACUUCAAGUCAUUAUGUCUACAACAUACCUAGUGACAGAGGAGCAUUGACAAUAUAGAGCACAAUCUUAGAAACUAAAUUUAUCUUCAGAAGUGCUGUAUUUUUUUUUUUGUGUGUGGGGGGAGGGAGGAAUUAGUACAAUUUAAUGUUGAAUAAUGUAAUAAUUAUAUACAUCAUCUUUCAAUCCCAGAAGACAAAUUGAAAGGUCAUUGAGACAGGAACAGCAUCUUCGGUAUGAAUAUAAAAACAUGAUAAAGCUCAUAAUGCACAGUUGUUGAAGUAAUUAAAUUCAAAGCUGAUGCGGUGCAUAUGAAUGAACUUAGUGUCGUGUUUAUGUGAGAAGUUGACUAGGAUGUGAAGACAGGAAACUUAUACACACAAGCUUGUAUAUAUAUACACACAAGUGGAUUAAAAGUAUAUUGAAGAAAAGAAGAACAUAACAUUACCCGAUACAGCAUUUAAUCAGGAGAGAUUUUUCAAUGUUUGUUUUAAUGACCCACCAUGUUCAAUUAUACAUGUGAUAGAAGUCACUAAGGACAAAAAUUGUACAAAAUGGUGUUGAACUUGACAAAUAGUACCACAUCAUCCCCAGGAGGAGCCGUGUCCAUUGAGAAUUUAUACCCGGCAAUUGUUCAGUGUUUUGUCAUCAUUUUAUCGGGAUACAUCGCGGGACGAUGGGACUGCAUUACUCCCUCCCAGGGAAAGGGCAUCGGCACAUUUGUAUCCAAGUUCUGCCUGCCUGCUCUACUGUUCAAGAACAUGUGCAUUUUAAACUUUGGGGACGUGAACUGGAUAUUCCUGCUGUGUAUUCUGAUAGCUAAGUCGGUGGUCUUCUUCCUAGUCAUCAUCAUAUGCUUACUUAUAAAACGGCCACGUAACUACGGGAUUGCUGGACUCUUUGCCAUAUUUUGCACGCAGAGUAAUGAUUUUGCACUUGGAUAUCCGUUAUUACAAGCCCUGUAUGAGGACACUCACCCAGAAUACCUAAAAUACAUCUAUCUCAUUGCACCCAUCUCUGUGGUGUUUCUUAAUCCGAUCGGGUUUGUUAUGCUGGAAAUACAGAAACACAGAGAGAGGGAGCUGGAAGACACAUCCACUGAUAUUGCAGGUCAAGGGUCGUGUAUGCCACUUUCCAUUGGUUUACAUGUUGCCAAAGGAGUCAUCACAAAUCCCAUCGUCUUCAUGACCUUUAUUGGAAUAAUUGGAAACUUUGUUUUUCAGCGGAAUAUUCCAGAUUUCUUGUCAGAUAUAUUGGAUGUUUUUGGGGAUGCUUAUGCUGCGUCUGCACUGUUCUGUCUGGGCCUCAGUUUGGUAGGCAAGGUCAAAGGUCAGAUCACCCUGGCUAUGGUUGUACCACUGCUGCUGAUAGGAGCCAAAGGACUCCUGUUGCCCCUGGUGACUUGGCUAGUGGUGGGCGGGAUAGAGAGGAUUAGCAACGUGUCAAACUCCACAUCGGACGCCAUGUUUGGGUUUUUGUACGGAACAUUCCCCACAGCUCCAUCUGUCUUUCUGUAUGCUAGUCACUACGCCACAGCCACUGACUUAGUGGCCACAGGAAUGGUGGCGGGGACGUUUCUGGCGGCCCCCUUGAUGUUUGUCUCCGCCCGUAUGUUGAGUGUCGUGGUGGUCAGUGAAAUGGACUACAAAGACCUGCUACUGAAGACAUCCUUUGACACCAGUAUCAUCAGUAUGGUGGCCUGUGUGUGGGUACUGAUGAUAAUGAUUGGGAGCAAGAGAUAUAAAAGAAUUCCACAUCAAUUUCUAGUCUGUUUGUUACUGUCUCAUUUUAUAUCAUGUCUGGGUAUGGUGAUCUAUAGCUACAAGGACUGUUCGAAGGAAAUGCAGUCUUGGAAACACUACAUUGAGUUCACGAUGAUCCUGGUGGGGACUCUGGCCUCGCGCUGCUGGACAAUGGUCAUCGCAAUCACCCUGUACCUCAUCCACUGCCGCAGUCUGUGUUUUGUUCUCAGAAUUCGUUUCUGGCUAUUCUUUAUUGGUUUUGGAGUGCCUGUGUUCAGCACUGGUGUCCUGUAUCUACUGGGCAGACAUCACAUGCAUGAUGAGAUCGAUCCCUCCUUUCACUAUGGACGAGACCAGUCUAUCGUGUCGGUGUUGUUCAUCCUUAUAUGCUGCAUUGUGACCAUCAUCAGCCUCGUUCUGAAACAACGUAAUGGUCGUGAAUACAAACCUCUUACAACAGAGGAUCCCGACGUGGAACAGUCCAUCAGGGUCGGAAAGAUGAAGUCAAAGAUCAAAAGGGUCAAUGGCAGGGCGACACGGCCAGGAUUAGGAUCCUGCCAAAUCCAGAUCAAUUCAGAAAAUUCCACCAAUCGCAGCCCUCCUUCCAGGAGUUCUUGUAAUGAUUGUGACCAAGGCUGUGCUGGAGGUUUAGGAGAAACUCACUCGGAGGUUCGAACAAGAAAUCUUCAACAUGUACAAGUUGAGGACAACAUUGAAGAUAUUGUUCCAUUUCCUUGUGAGACAUCCAACCUCUUGUCUGACAGCUCAGAGAACAGUAGUUCCGAGUUGGGUCCUAGCCUGACAAAUUCCGUGGAGGAGCAGACCUGUACAUACGGAACAUGCUCCCGCGAUCAGAAACGUCAGUGCAUGGGGCGACUGAGAGCGUAUCAGGCAUCGGUGGUCAACAUUGCUGUUGGUGACGAUGGAGUGCGGAUUAAUCAGCCUCGACGCUGUCCGAAAGAUGAGUACCAGACAAACCGGUUCCUGGUUCUUCUCGUUCUGCUGCUACUCUCCAUGUUUAUCGGUCUCUUCCUUUGUACUUGGAGAUUGUUCAACAAAACCAUGUCGGGAAUUUAUGUGGAGAUGGAAUUCCUAGAUGCAGUGUUUAAUUAUGGACAGGGAUUCAUUAUCUUAGCAAUAUUUGGAUUUGAUACCAAAUACAUUUUCUUGCCAUUUAUAAGAAGUUUGGCAUCAAAUGUGCGAUUCAAAUGGCUGAAGCUGUUGUGUCUCAGAUGGCGCCGCUUUGUGUAUGGGGUGGAGGUGGUACAAAUUCCAGAGAGAGUUGAUCUUGAUGACGAAACCAUCCAUCUUUGUGAGCAGUUUAUCAGAUACCACAAAGACAACUGUGCCAAAAAAAUAGUCAAAGAUCAGAGGUACAAUUUUCGGGAGUACAGAGAUGUUUUUACAGGACUGGAGUUGUGUGAUUGGUUGACAAAGGUUGGUCUGGUACACGAUCGAGGAGAAGCUGUGAAAUAUGGAAGAACACUUCUGAUUGGACGAGUGAUUGCUCAUGUUAAGAAUGAACACCAUUUCCAUGAUCUGCCAUACUUUUAUAGUUUUCUCGAUGAUGAGGAAGCUGUCAUGAAGAGCAUAUCAGAAAAUACUUGAUGUUUGCUGUUACAGAUGAAUUGCACAAUCAGAAAAUGUAUUUCUCUUUACUGAGUCAGUCUGAAGUCGGUGUCUUUCUCCGUUUUCUGUUCGUAACCAAAUUUUCAUGGUACUCUGCCGAAUGAAAACAAUGGGCUUAUUUUUGUCCUCUUAUAUAUUUUGCCCCAACGUACUUUUGAAAGGCGUUUGAUGAAGAUGUGUAAAGAGGGAGAUAACUCUUAUGAAUGUUGAGAUCAAUCUAUAUAUAAAUGUGCUGUUUUGCAUUCCAUUAUGUAUGUUUAGUUGAUAUUGAAUGAUAUGUUGUUAUGGAAAAUCUUAAUGUAUAAAUCUAGUCUCCACAGCACUCAAAACACACAGUCAAACCUCGUUAUCGCAAACUCAAUGGGACUGGGAGAAAAGUUCGAGAUAUCCGAGGAUUCGAGAUAUCGAGGGUAAAAUACUAAAGAAUAAGCGGUUUUGACUUCCGAAUCACUUCGCCAUAUCCAUGGUAUUUGAGAUAUCGGUGUUCGACAUACCUAAGUGCAACUCUAUUUGAAAUGCUAUUGUUACUUUUGUUUUUGAAUGAUUUUUUUUCUUCUGAAUCAUAUAUUUUUUUACUGUACUUUAAAUUUUACUAAAUGCUGCAUGGUGACAGUUUGUAGAUUAUAUUUGUAGAUCUACAUGUUUCAUUUAAAUUACAACAUGUAAUUAACCUUAUUAUCGUUAAUCUUAAUGAACAGGGAUUCUGUGUUAUAUCAUACAGAUCAUUCCGUAUGCUGUGAAUGGUGCUAUAUAUUACGCAUUCCGAUAUAGUGUGUGUGUGCUGUUACAGUAUUUUGUUCAGAUUUAUUUGACUUUGAAUUCUUUUCUAAUUCUUUAUUUUUAUAAGUGGAUCAGUGAAUUUGCCAAACUUAUGAAAUGAAGAUAACAAUUUUUGGGUCCCCUGAAUCACUCUGUGGACCUGUAAAGAUCUGUUUGUAUCCAUCAUGAUAUUUUUCUACUUUGUCUCAAAUACUGUUCCAAGCGGUAUCAAUUAAGUAAUUCCAUGCUCUUCUUUUGUUUUGCCAAUAACAUACGCAGAUUUUAAUAUGAUAUUUGUGAUCCCUGGUGGGAGAGGGGGAGGGGGUAGGCACUGUAGUUCCGUUUGUUUACACUAACAUGUUCCUGUGUGUACAGGAUUUUUAAAUUGUAAUGUGGCUGACGAAAAGCUAAACAAAUACUACAGGAAAAAGGGCACAAAUGCACAGCAUGUAAAUAAGUAAAAAUAGGUCAAAGGAGGAAAAAACCUGUUAUACAGUUUGACUUCUCAAAAGUAAAUAUAAUAACUCAUGUAGCAACUGUCAUAUGAUAUUUAGGCAAAACUAAACACUCGAAUUAUCAACCAAAGGCAACUGAACUGAUGAAAUCUAUUAAAGGUGCUGCAGUUAUGUCAGAAAAAGACAGUGAGUUAAGUAAUGCCAUAUGUAAAAGGGUUGUUGUGUAAUAUGAAUGCACAAAAUAUUGUACUGUUCAUCAUUCCAAAUAAGAAAAUGGUUAUUGGUUAAAGAAUGACUCAUAUAAAUGUCAGUAAUGCUAAACUGCGACAGUUAUUUAUCUUGGUUAACAAAACAUAAAAAACAUCGGCCUUAUAUUUUAAAUAUAACACGCCAGUCUAUUAUUGGAAACCGGUGUUUUCCAUUUAGAUUUCUGAGUUGGCCGUUUCGUCAGCAAAUGCGCUAUACCUCUUUGGGGAAAUAUUUUACACUCAGAACUCUUGGCUUCACAUCUGCCUAAAAUUAGCUUCGUCCUGCACUUGCAUGUAACUUACCUGAGGAAAACUGACUGGUUAAAAACCUCAGUCUUUAAGCUACAUGGACCUUUUAUUCAUGCAAUGCAAAGAAAGUAUGUCACAGCCAGCUGAUGAUGGCAGAUACUACUUGAAGCAAAGCUCUACAAAUGAUGGCUUUUCACGGGCGUAUUGUGUACCGUUUUUCGGUACUUUUGUUUAGUAGCUCCUAUGACCUUGUCUGUUAAUUUAAUUCCGUUGUUUGAAAUAAACUAUUUUUUCAUGAAA
This is a messenger RNA of Ostrea edulis (European flat oyster), 5642 nucleotides long. RefSeq names its product integral membrane protein GPR155-like. The transcript has 17 exons. Gene Ontology annotation, biological process: transmembrane transport; intracellular signal transduction. The record is from RefSeq and is a predicted model, not a curated record. NCBI's taxonomy places the organism in Eukaryota, Metazoa, Mollusca, Bivalvia, Ostreida, Ostreidae. Gene Ontology annotation, cellular component: membrane. Bases 815 to 3610 code for a protein of 931 amino acids.